AAUCAGCUUACUGGCUUCCUUCCAUCAGAGAUUAUGUCAUGGAAAUCACUCAACAUUCUUAAUUUCAGUCGAAAUCAACUCUCUGGAGCCAUUCCAGCGGGACUUGGUCUUCUACCAGUCCUUACUGCGCUGGACCUUUCAGAAAACCAACUUUCUGGGCAAAUUCCAGCUCAACUUGGGCAUCUGACGCUCAGCAACUUCAAUCUCUCUUCCAAUCACCUAUCUGGGAAGAUCCCAAUUGAAUUUGAAAAUUCUGCUUAUGAUGGAAGCUUCUUGGACAAUCAAGGCCUCUGUGCAACUAGCCCCUCAGCAAAACUCAGCAUAUGUAAUUCUCAACCUCGAAAGUCCAGCAAAAUUUCGUCUACAUAUCUUGCAUUGAUCUUAACUUUGGGCAUACUUUUGUCCUUGUUGGCUUUGUCCUUAUCAUUCUUCAUGGUCAGAGCUUAUUGGAAGAGAAACAGAUCGGAUUCUGAUUGGAAGCUCACCGCAUUUCAGAGGUUGAAUUUCAGAGUGUCAAAAAUUCUCACAGGAUUGACGGAAAGUAAUUUGAUUGGAAGUGGCGGAUCAGGAAAAGUUUAUUGUGUUCCUAUCAAUCGUACAGGCGAUGUUGUUGCCGUGAAAAAGAUUUGGAAAGAUAAGAAGUUAGAAGAGAGGCUUGAAAAAGAAUUUCUUGCAGAAGUCAAGAUAUUGGGUUUCAUUCGACAUGCCAACAUAGUGAAGCUGAUGUGCUGUAUAUCCAAGGACAAUUCAAAACUACUUGUCUAUGAGUACUCGGAGAAUCGAAGCCUGGAUCGAUGGCUGCACAAGAGAAACAGGCCAUCCAAUCUCUCCAGGUCAGUCCACCAUGUUGUGCUGGACUGGCCUAAGAGGUUGCAUAUUGCAGUGGGGGCAGCUCAGGGCCUCCGCUAUAUGCAUCAUGACUGUGUGCCACCCGUUGUGCAUCGAGACGUGAAAUCGAGUAACAUCUUGUUAGACACUGAUUUUAAUGCAAAAAUAGCAGAUUUUGGUCUAGCCAAGAUGUUGGUCAAGCAAGGAGAACUUGCUACAAUGUCGGCUGUUGCUGGCUCCUUUGGCUACAUUGCUCCAGAAUGUGCUCAUACAAUACGAGUGAAUGAGAAGAUUGAUGUAUACAGUUUUGGGGUCGUCCUUCUGGAGUUGACCACCGGAAGGGAAGCUAAUGAUGGUGACGAACACACUGCUCUUGCCGAAUGGGCAUGGCACCAUGUUCAAGAAGACAACCCUCUUGCCGAUGCUUUGGACAAGGACAUCAACGAACCUUGCUACUUGGAUGAAAUGUGCUCCGUUUUCAGACUUGGCAUCUAUUGCACCGAGAAACUUCCUUCUGCUAGGCCUUCCAUGAAGGAGGUUCUGCAAAUCUUGCUCCGAUGCGGCCGUCCAGGAGUUCACAGAGAAAAGACUGAUUAUGUUGGUGCUCCUCUGCUCAAGAAUUCGAAGCGCGAGCAUGAAUACGGUGAUGGUAGUUUGCUUUCAACCAUAGCCGUUCAUAAUCCUUUACUUGUAACCAGUGUUUUCAAAGGCAUGCCUUCGCGCGCGACAGAGCGCUCGUCGGCGCGCGUCGGAGCGCUCGUCGGCGCGAGGCGGCAGGAAAUUGCCCGAGGCGGUCUGCUGUUUCGCUAG
This is a messenger RNA of Prunus armeniaca (apricot), 1638 nucleotides long. NCBI's taxonomy places the organism in Eukaryota, Viridiplantae, Streptophyta, Magnoliopsida, Rosales, Rosaceae. The record is from the annotation of a GenBank genome assembly.